GCCGACAUCCCGCCGCAGAUCUCGGACCUGCACUGCUUCACCGAGACGAACGGGGUCAUCACGACGACCAUGUUCGACGUGCCGGGCUACCGCGUCGUGCGCGUGCUGGGCGCCGUCUACGGCCUGACGGUGCGGUCGCGCAACUGGGCGGCCGGGCUGACCAUGGUGCUGAAGAGCAUGGCGGGGGGCGAGCUGCGGUGGUUUACGAAUAUGCUCUACAGCGCCCGCAACGACGCCAUCUCGCGCGUGGUGGCCGAGACGCAGGCCCGCGGCGGCAACGCCGUCAUCGCGCUGCGCUUCGACGCUGGCGACCUGGGCGGCUUCGCGCAGGUGUGCGCGUACGGCACGGCCGCCAUCGUCGAGAAGAUCGAGGAC
Messenger RNA from Thermothielavioides terrestris NRRL 8126, 375 nucleotides. RefSeq lists its product as uncharacterized. The transcript is spliced from 2 exons. The annotation marks the transcript as partial. NCBI's taxonomy places the organism in Eukaryota, Fungi, Ascomycota, Sordariomycetes, Sordariales, Chaetomiaceae. The record is from RefSeq and is a predicted model, not a curated record.